GCACAGUGAACAGGCUGUCUUGACCACUGGAAAUCCAAGACAAAGGUCUCAUGCUGCGUCUUAGUCCGAGGAAAGAUUCAGCAUGGAAUAUAUCUACCUUCCAGUGAACCUAAGAUGUGGUCUGCCCUUCGCUUUUUUAUUAGCAGUGUCUCCAGCCUUGGCAAACAUUAGGCUCAUAAAUGGGACGCAUCGUUGUGCUGGAAUAGUUGAGGUUCUUCAUGACGGUCAGUGGGGUACCAUAUGUGGUGGCAAAGCCUGGAAGACCGACAGUGCUGAGGUGGUUUGCAAAGAGCUUGGAUGUGGGAGACUCCGUUGGACCGAAAAACAUGAUCGAAAAACCUCUCAGCAUAUUUGGCUUGACAAUGUUGACUGUGAUGGAAAGGAGUCCUCAGUGAAGAACUGCGGCCACUGGCCUUGGGGUAACCACCGUGCAUCUAUCUGUGAACGGUCCAACGCGGGCGUUGUCUGCUUAAACACCUCUAAUUCAGCUGAUAUGAGGCUGAUAAACGGGUCUGACCGCUGUGCUGGCCGAGUGGAGGUUUAUCGUGAUGGACAGUGGGGCCCUGUGUGUGAUCAUCACUGGAAUAUGACUGAUGCUGAAGCGGUUUGCCAGAAGCUGGGCUGUGGCUAUGCCCUUGAGGUGGUCAACUCAGUCCAGAGAGGGAGGAUUUAUGAUUGUGGACUUGGUGAAGGUGCUGCUGAGGUUGUCUGUUCAGCCGUCAGGCUGGUGAAUGGGCCUAAUCGAUGCGCUGGCAGAGUGGAGGUUUUCCACAACAGAGAAUGGGGAACCGUGUGUCAUGACUUCUGGGACAUGACGGACGCUAAAGUGGUCUGUAAAGAGCUGGGCUGUGGGGAGGCCAUUGAAGCACCAAAGGAUGCUCAUUUUGGAGAGGGAUCAGGGCAGAUCUGGCUGGAUGACAUGUUAUGCACUGGAAAUGAGUCGACUCUGAUGAGCUGUGGUCAUCAACGUCUGGGAACCCAUAACUGUGGACAUCACCGAGACGCUGGGGCUGUCUGUUCGGGGUUGAUUACUACCAUGGUAGAAUGCAAGGAUGUGAAGUGUAAGCUCCGUUUUCUGGGUGAACUGAAAAAGAACACAUUAGUGCUACCUGAGAGGGUAUUGACCAAAGCACUGGAUUAUUUACUGGACAUUAACCAACCGAAUCUGACAUCAUUUGGAGGAGCUGUGGUUCAAUCUGCUGAGUGGCUGGCAUCUAGACUGAUGCAAACCGGUCUCACCAACAAAACAAUUACAACAAAUAACACAGAGUUACAGAUUGUGAGUGUUGGAACAAAUGCCUCUCUAACUGCACACACUCAGCUGAUGUCUUCUGACGUCCUUCUGGACAUUGACCUCCUGGGAAUCGCCCAGAAUAACAAUGGUUCAGCAUCUGUGGUAUUGAUGUCCUACAAAAAUAUGCAGGAUGUCCUUCACGCCAGCCUCUUCAAAACAGAAAAUGACACAACUAAGACCAUGUUGUCAAAAGUGGUGUCAGUCAUUUUACCGAAAACCCAGAACAAGACACUGCCAAGUCCAAUCAACAUCACCUUCCAACACAUCAAAGGGCCCUCAGAUCUAAUUGGGGAGGUCUCUUGUGUGUACUGGAACAUUAGUUCAUGGAUAGAGGAUGGAUGUCAAGUCAGCCAAACCAACACCGAACACACUGUGUGCACCUGUGUCCACCUGUCUACCUUUGCUCUCAUCAUGCAGACAGAGAUUUCCAAGAGCGAUCCAACCUUGGAGUUGCUGCAUACCAUCUUGGUGUCGAUUGGGUUGGUGUUCCUGACCGUGGCUGUGGUGACCUUUGCCAUCUGCCGGUUUAACCCCAGAGUGACCAACGCCGCUCGUCUCAACCUCUGCAUCUGCCUGCUGCUAGCUCAUCUCCUGUUUCUGCGCACCCAGAACUACCUGCACCUCAUUAAACCUCACCAGGUGCUGUGUAAGGUCCUCUCAGGUGUGCUGCACUUCCUCUACCUGUGUUGCUUUGUGUGGAUGUCCAUGGAGGCCCUGCUGCUCUUCUCCUCCGUCAGGAAGCUCAGACAGGUCAAACCCAACGACCGCGCAGGGCCACACUGGGGUUACAAGCUCCUGAUUGGCUACGGAGUUCCACUGGUCAUUGUGGCCGUGUCUGCUGGGGUGAUGCCUGAUGGAUAUGGAAGUCAGCAGUGCUGGCUCAAGACCGACUAUGGGUUUAUCUGGAGUUUCCUUGGUCCUGUUUGCCUCAUUCUUGCGGGGAACAUCAUACUCUUUAUCACCAUCAUAGUCACUCUGCAGUCCACACUAAAAGAGGCACGCAGUGAUGUGUCUAAGGUGAAAUACACAAGAGUCCUACUGUUCAAAAUCAUGGCCCAGUUUGUCAUCCUGGGUUGCCCAUGGAUCCUUGGCAUGUUUACAGCAAAGAGCAAAGUCCUUGAAUUUAUCUUCAUAAUUCUCACCUCACAACAAGGCACUUUCAUCUUUCUUGUUCACUGUCUCCUGAAUGAUGAGGUGCGGCGUCAGUACAAAAAAUGGUGGCAGGAAUUCAGUCCACCUGAGAAAGAUCCGUCUACCACUGCUACCACAUUGGCCUUAAAUGACUACGUCACAACAGGAACUCAUUAAGAAUGACCACCAAAGACUUAAGGGAACCCAAUGGAUUCACUUGACAACCAAUUAAAUUCUGUGUGAUUCUCCAUGGGCUUUGCAAUCAACCAUGCAGUACUCAGCAUCCCAUUUUGUGAUACAGAAACGAUUAAUACGAUUCAUACUUUGCUUACACAACAGCCGUAAAAUCCAUCUAUAGGCUACCAGAUCUGAAAGGCCUGUCUUUAACCUCCUCAGUAAACCUGCUACGUUAUCAUGUCCAUAUUCAUUUAUCAAGAUCCUGGUUCCUGCUUUAAAUGUAGGCCUAUAUGGGAUUGUUUAUCUGUUUGAAUUUCAAAAUCGACUAAAAUGUGUAGUAGGCUAUAAAUAGGCUAUGUAUAGGCCUAGCUUAGUUUUUUUUUUAAAUGCUAUUAUUAUUGU
Messenger RNA from Alosa alosa (allis shad), 3004 nucleotides. Its product is annotated as adhesion G protein-coupled receptor E3-like. Gene Ontology annotation, cellular component: membrane. Lineage: Eukaryota; Metazoa; Chordata; Actinopteri; Clupeiformes; Clupeidae. Bases 83 to 2602 code for a protein of 839 amino acids. The record is from RefSeq and is a predicted model, not a curated record. Gene Ontology annotation, biological process: G protein-coupled receptor signaling pathway; cell surface receptor signaling pathway. Gene Ontology annotation, molecular function: G protein-coupled receptor activity. The transcript is spliced from 17 exons.